AUGUCCUUUCGGAAACGCCAGGGACCUAUGUCAAGUAUGGACACCCUGCGCCACUCGGGCCCUCGCGGGCACCGCAGCAGCCUUUUUGCGCCAGCCCCCGAUGUCGCCGCAGGUGUCGUCGAAAUGACGGCAUCGCCGGACGGCCUUCUGGUGCUGCAACCGAAAAACAGAGAUAAAGGACUGCGCACAGGAAAUAGUAAACGACUGCGUACAGGUGUAGAAGUGCCUGCACCAUCUCGUCAACAACACUCCUUGUUUGCAAUUGAAGAAUGCAGGAGGAGAGGUAGAACAUCUUCAGAAGAACAACGAGAAAUGGAAAGACUGGGGUCACAAAUGGCGGCGGCGGAGGUGGACCAUCAUAUCGAGGACCGUCACGAGGACGAGGCAUUAUUGACCCGAAAAAGUGGAAGUUGCGCGAACUACACCGCCAUCAACGGAGGUAGCCUUCAGCUUCACGGUACUAACAACAACCAGAGUUGUAGCCCUGUUGUAGGGGAGGAAGAUACAACAACUGCGUGUCAAGAAGGUGAAGACGACACGAGCCGCGGGGAAGCGACGUCGAGCAGUAGUCCUCGCUCAUCUCGUUCUCGUUUGCUCCGUCUGCAGCGGCGCAGUCGGUCCGCGAGUGCAUCUACAAUCUCGAUCCGGUACAACUACAAGCUUCAUCGCCAGUAUGCAAAGAAAGACCUCCACUUCCACAAAGACUGACCGACGAAAUGUUGCAUGGCUUUUUUUGGUAUGUGCUAGUGCUGCAAAUAAGACUACAGAGGCAGUAGAGAAACGUCACUCUCACUAAUGCGACGGCAGUUCUGAUAGACCAAUACACCAGCAGCUACUUCUUGGUUGCUGUGGUUCUUGUAGCCGCGUCGGACAGUCGUGCUUUCCUUUGUGAAGGAUUUUUUCAUCUGGAUGCCGUUUUUCUGUCGGCUGUCCACGACCCUCCUCCACAAUACGCAACCGAAAUGGUGUGGGACCGAGGUGGUGCAAUAUGGACUGCCUGGCUGAUGCGACUCUGCCAAUCAGACGAAAAUACGACAAUGGCAGAUCUGUAUUACAAUUUUACCCUUGGACGAGCCCCUCAGUGGAGGUAUCGCAACAAGAAAACCCCGACAAUCUGCGUGCGAACGCUUGCCGAUGGAAGAAGUACGAGAAAGGAAGAAUUCGUCGAAAAACAAGCAGGACGAAAGCAAAUAGAGCCAGGUUGUAUCGCAGAAAAUGCAAACAAGUGUGUUGGUGUGAGAACGUUCGUGGAUUGGGACUGCGACUGGCAGCAUCGUUGCAUGAUCAUGACAAGAACCAAGGAUGAGCAUCAGGGAAGCUACCUAGUGCGUGUGCCUGUGACUGAAGUCACUUGUCAUGAAAAAGAAGACUUACUUUAUAUAUAUCAAUCUUGGUUUAUUUCUGGUGGAGACACUGGCACGACAUACAAGCUUCAGGCGACUGUCUCAGUCUUGCAUGCUCUGCAGUGCGCUUCUGUACUUCGAUCCACCUGUACUGUCGUGGUCUGGGUGUUGAGCUCUUCCCUCUCGUCCUCUGAACCUUGUACUCGUAUGGUGUGGGUUGAUUGUGUAGUUCUUGUGCUCCUUCUUGUGUUGGAAUGGGCAAGGCUUUUAAAUAGUCUCGCUUCAUCUCCUGAGUCGUGUUCUGCCGGCUAACAAACUGAUGUGUAAUUGGAAUUGCUGAUAUUAUUAGCGAUAGGGCAUUCCUGGUGGUGCAGGGUCGUUCUUUCGAGCUGCAGCUGUACACUACUAGCACACCUUUUUUUUGGAUACAAGGCGUCGGCAACCAGCACGGAAGAGAUUUCAAUUCCAAGGAAGCCAACCGCAACCUCGGCGCGAGUGCGGCAACUUCCGGUGACCUGCAAAAUAAACAGGAAGUUCCAGCAGCUGCACGAGCACGAGAAGCAGAGCCUGAAACUCAUCCGAGGCAAGAUCCGUCCGACCCCCAGCACCCGUAUUCGGAACAAAAUUUUACAAGUUCGGGGCGGAUGGUUGUAUCACCAGACCAGCACCAGAUGCAGACGCACUUCUACGGCGCCGAGGACCUGGAGUCACAGAAGUCUGUGGAGACUUCUUUUACUCGCGCUGCGUCCUGCGUGCCGGAAAGAUCCGAGAGGACAUCGAGAUCCACUAGUACAACCAUGUGCAUGCGAAGCAGCUCCGAAGCCACAGUAACUACGAUGGAAAAGACAUGCGACGACCCACCAGCAGCUUUAAGCUCCAACUUCGAUUCUUCAACAACUGCCUCUGUGCAUCUGCAGCAGCUAGUAGUGGGACAGCAAGACGCGACGAGUGCCCUGGAGGAAGAUUAUGCUCCGCAGCUUGUCGAUGCCGUUGCAGGUGAAGAUGCAAGAAAUCUUCACAUCCUGGUGAGCGAGAGAGUCGAAGUUGGCGAGGACCGAGGUGGAAAAGAUGGCCCGAGCUACUUCGAAGUUGUCGACAGAUCGGAAGACCCGGUAGAGGAAGACGACUUGAUCAGACAACGCCUCCGUCUACUUCUUACAAGAAGAAACCUGCAUGCUAGGAACGAGCUUCUAGGUGGACAAGCUCAACAGGAGCACGGUAUAACGUCUUCCGGGACGAUGCAAGCUAAUGACGUGUCUUCUUGUUCGUCGGCCAUAAAUUUGCCGCCCCCACCAGCACCAGCUCCACCAGUCGUUGAAUAUAAAGAUGAACGGGAGCAGCGAUCUAAUUGCACUCUACUCGCAAUCGAAGUUGAUUGCGCUUCGCCCGGUCUCACAACUCCAAGGGAUGAUCAGAUCCGGGAGGAAACUGAAAAUGCUAAUAUCAAAGCCACAGAACUUCAGCCCCGCAGGCGAAGGCCGCGCAAAAAACGCGCACCAGCGCUGGAACAUCAACCUCCACCAGGAGCGAAAGAAGCAAAAGGCCGCGGGCCGCGCAGAGACGGGACACGACAUCAUGGUGCUGGUCAACACAAAGAGCAACACAAGAACAGAGCUGUCCCGGCAACAUCCCAGCAAGAAAAUGGCCCCGAGUACUUCUUCUGCUGGGACUCCGCAACGCCAGGUAUGGAAGCGUCAGGUUUGAAAUCGUCAAAGUUGAAAAAAUUUGUAAUGCAUAAAAUGCAUGACCCGAGGCACGUGCGUUGCAAAGCAGGCAAGUGAAGCCGAAUUGAAGCCUGUCUGGGGUUAGAGCUCGAGCUGCUAAAGUAGCAUGAGAAAAUCAGUCCUCUUUGCCUAAACAGCAUGAAAGAGUGGACUUAGGGACCACCGAAAUUUGUCUUGCACCACUUGGAAACUGGGUUCCAACUGGGGCUGGCAUCCAUUCUAUGCAUGACACAUUACUUCAACUUUGUCGAUUUCAACUCUGACACAUCCAUACCAGGCCAAAGGAAGGCAAUGAUAGAGAGGAAUCACGCCGCGGGAGCAUGGAUUGUAUACCACAAGUUGCGCGCCAUGUUGAGCAGCACGGAUCUACUGGAAAAGGUGUUUAUCUCUGUUAAUCGCGAGGCUGUAAGUCCAGGCGUCUACUCGGAGAAAACCUUCGAUGUUCCGAUGCUAUACGUCGGCUCUUCAAUGGAGGAUUACCAGCGCUACAUUGACACUGUCAGCCUACCCUUAGUUCGUGCUGCCCUGCGGUACGCGGGAUUGAGUACCGCCUACAUGAUCGACCACGCCGAAGAAUACGGCACGGAUCCAAGGUUUCUCGUCUCCACAGAGGCUGGACGCGACGAGUGCCGGGAAAAAGAUCAUGGUCGUGCAGAGACACUGAUGGCCUCGGGCUCGGCCUCAUUGUCCGACAAUUUGACGACCAGAAACAAGUGUAAACCGCGACUGCGGCCGGGAGUCAAGAUUUAUGACUGCCCCUUUUUAGUCUUCCCGUUCGUGUGCGACCAUAACCAGGAUCCAAAGACGGGUUUGACCGCGUAUCUUCUCGGGCCCCAUUUCAAGGACGGGGUUGAAACGAAAGGCGUUCGUCCGGCGAACGUACAAACCACUAGCGAGUUUUUUUCCCUGCUCUGCCGGACUCCAGUACUCGCGAAACAGAAUCGUGGCGAAACAGUUUUUUCUGGCGAUGCAGAUGAAAGCGUCGACAAAAACGGAUAAUAAUUCGAUACAAUUGAACUUACUUGACAUGCUUAUGCUACAGCUGUAGUAUUCUCGGAUUGAGUUGUCACAACGGUCCUGCUCGUCGUUUUUACUACGUACAAUUUCCCGCGGUCGCGGGGGUGCGCGACUGGCUUUAAGAGAAACACAGAAAGCCACACGAAAAGCUGCGAUGUUCUCAACGGGAAUGAUGUCAUGAUAAUGUCAAGAGACCACGACUCCGGCAGCGACUAGUUGUCCGACGAAGACAACCGUAUCCGAUAAACGAAGACGUAUUUAUUGCCUAUUCAAUAGCUGCACUCCGGUGCUCCUGCGAGUCCGACCUGCACCUGUAGCUCACUAGGCCAAGGCCGUCAUACUGUCACUGUCAUCCAAUGAACGGAUCUAGCGAGACUCUGUCAUGAAAAGAUACCAUAUCAUGGUGGAGAUUGAAACCCUUGAAAAGACGAUCUGGAUCAGAAAUAAAUGUCACAUCCGCAGUAGUAGCAACGAACAGUCAUUCAUCGAUGUCAAUACCGUGAAGAUGUGCGGUGAAAGAGAGACGAGAUCUCAAGCGGAAAGCUACCCAAUUCUAUUUAGUGCGAUUGUAUCAAAAAAGAUAUCGUGGCACGUGACCUCCCUGUUUUUGAAACUAUAUGUAUCGACGCAAUUAUCAAUCUUCAAACAGAAAUGCGCG
Amoebophrya sp. A120 is the source of this 4742-nucleotide messenger RNA. NCBI's taxonomy places the organism in Eukaryota, Dinophyceae, Syndiniales, Amoebophryaceae. The record is from the annotation of a GenBank genome assembly.